Molecule: messenger RNA, 2194 nt
Organism: Peromyscus eremicus (cactus mouse)
Lineage: Eukaryota; Metazoa; Chordata; Mammalia; Rodentia; Cricetidae
Gene: Prmt6
Product: protein arginine methyltransferase 6
Exons: 1
Coding region: 34-1161 (375 amino acids)
Biological process (GO): peptidyl-arginine methylation
Molecular function (GO): protein-arginine N-methyltransferase activity
Source: RefSeq, a predicted model, not a curated record
AACGCCUGCUGGGGGCCGGUUGCCGCGGCCAAGAUGUCGCUGAUCAAGAAAAGAAAGCUUGAGUCGGGGGGUGGCGGCGCGGGAGGGGAGGGAGCCGAGGAGGAAGAUGGCGGGGAGCAGGAGGCGGCCCCGCCACGACCCCGGAGGACUAAGCGCGAGCGAGACCAGCUGUACUACGAGUGCUACUCCGACGUAUCGGUCCACGAGGAGAUGAUCGCCGACCGCGUCCGCACCGACGCCUACCGCCUGGGCAUCCUGCGGAACUGGGCCGCGCUGCGAGGCAAGACCGUGUUGGACGUGGGCGCGGGCACCGGCAUUCUAAGCAUCUUCUGCGCCCAGGCCGGUGCCCGGCGGGUGUACGCGGUGGAGGCCAGCGCCAUCUGGCAACAGGCCCGGGAGGUAGUGCGGCUCAACGGGUUGGAGGACCGCGUGCACGUCCUGCCGGGCCCGGUGGAGACGGUGGAGCUGCCGGAGCAGGUGGACGCCAUCGUGAGCGAAUGGAUGGGCUACGGACUUCUGCACGAGUCCAUGCUGAGCUCCGUGCUGCACGCGCGGACCAAAUGGCUGAAGGAGGGCGGUCUCCUCCUGCCAGCUUCUGCGGAGCUUUUCGUGGCCCCGAUUAGCGACCAGAUGCUGGAAUGGCGUCUGGGUUUCUGGAGCCAGGUGAAACAGCACUAUGGCGUGGACAUGAGCUGCCUGGAAAGCUUCGCCACGCGCUGCCUCAUGGGCCACUCGGAGAUCGUGGUGCAGGGUCUGUCCGGCGAGGACGUGCUGGCCCGGCCGCAGCGUUUUGCCCAGCUCGAGCUGGCCCGCGCCGGCCUGGAGCAGGAGCUGGAGGCCGGUGUAGGCGGGCGCUUCCGCUGCAGCUGCUAUGGCUCCGCGCCUCUGCAUGGUUUUGCCAUCUGGUUUCAGGUGACCUUCCCUGGAGGGGACUCGGAGAAACCCCUGGUGCUGUCCACCUCGCCCUUUCACCCGGCCACUCACUGGAAGCAGGCGCUCCUCUACCUGAAUGAGCCGGUGCCGGUGGAGCAAGAUACGGACAUUUCUGGCCAGAUCACUCUGCUGCCCUCCCGGGACAACCCCCGACGCCUGCGCGUGCUUCUGCGCUACAAAGUAGGGGACCAGGAGGAAAAGACCAAAGACUUUGCCAUGGAGGACUGAGCGUUGCCUUUUCGCCCAUCCACCUUCUUCGGAAGGUCGGAAGAGAAAAGAUCUGUGCAAGUCGGAGACAUAUUUGUCUCCUCUUCCUCACCGUUUCUGGGAAAGGGAGAGUGACUUCAGUCUUCAUUUGAGGACAUUCUUCUGGCAAUGUUUGUUUAAAAAGUGAGCCUCCCUGACCAAGGACUGGUGCGGUGUGCUUUUAAGCCUGGAAAGCAUUUAGUGUCAAACUUGUAUUUGUUUCACUGCGGGGACAGGUGGGGGGAUAAAUAUGUAAGUUUAUAAUUGGUCCACGCGCUAAUCUGACACCUCAUCCCUUAUCUCCAUAUGAACUGGGAAGAAAGGCAAAAGGGUUCGAUUAGAUUUUAGAAAUUUCAAGUAUGAUUUUUAGAGCUUUUUUUUUUUUUUUUUUUUUUUUUUUUAAAGUCUCUGAAUUCUCUCAAGCCCUAGGUGCCUGUAGGAUGUGGUACAUGUGCUUCCUUAUGUUCUAAAUAAAAUUCAUCCCGUUAGUGAGGAACUGGAGCACACGUGAAAUACUUUAAUUAGCCCUAUUCUCAUUACUCUUAAUCCACGGGGUGCUAAAUUUGAUGAACACAAUAAUCCUAGUAAAAUGACUAAUUGUACAGCCUAGACUAAUUGUUUAGGCAAUUCUAAAUGUAACAGGAGGAAAAGUCUGAACAUGAAAUAGUAUGGGUUUGAAUAUCCUAAUUUUUACUUUUAAGGCUGAGCCAAAAAAAUUUUAUAGAUGUUUUAUAAGAAAUAUUUUAUGAUUCUUGUAAAGCAGGCUGACCAAGAAGAUUGCUGAGCCUAAGCCAAGGGUGUAUUUUAUCCAGUGUGCUUCUUGAAACUCUUUGGAGGAACAUAAGUGUCCUACUUACAAGUUCCUUUCUUCAGUUCUUUUUAGUUCAGCCAAAUGUGAAUGGUGUAAAUUUGGGGAAAUCGCCUAUAAUGAAGUGUGAGUCAUGUUAUCAAAUUUAUUUCACUGACGUUUCUUCCCUCAUUUCUGUGGCAAAUAAAAUGGCAUUCUCACUUUUUA